CGGAGAUUUCCGUGACUCCACAAAGUUGAGAGUUCCAACAAAUUUAGUCUCAUAAAACCCCUUUAUUCCACUGUCGUUGUGUACGGAGACAGCGUUUUGUCGCUGUCAGAGUGAUAUUCAAUCUGACAAUGGCUUUAGUGCGAGCUGCCAUCCGGGGUCUGAUAAAUAAAGUCCCUCCAUCAGGCCCACUGAGAGUUAUGAGUCUUCGUACUGGCCAGCCAUCAGUGAUGCGGCCAUUGUUGCAGAUCUCUGGGACACAGCUUUACGUCAAUAAAGAGGUCAUAGAUAAACAGCAAAGAAGGUGGAGAAAUCGUUAUGCAGGAUUUGGUCAUCGAACAAGACCAGCUUCAAGGAAUGCGAUUUAUUAUUUAUGUUUUCUAAGUGGUGGGCUUGUUAUAACCUAUCUCACCAACAUCCCACAGUGGCUGGGGAAAAAACUGGAACCCAAAAUCAGUAAAGUUGAUGCAGCAACUCCUCCUGAGGCCGUGGAAAGUGAGGAAGGAACUGGAGCUGAGGAAGAAAAGAAAAAGAAGCGGAAACGCCCUGGAUUCAGAGACAGACGGAUUAUUGAAUACGAAAACCGCAUCAGAUCUUACUCAACCCCUGACAAAAUAUUCCGGUAUUUUGCUACACUCCAAACCAAGAUUGGAGGAGAGUGGGAGGUGUUCAUGACACCUGAAGAUUUUGUACGUUCAAUCACUCCCAGUUUGAAACAACCUGAAGGUCUUGGUCUCGAUCAAUUCAAGAAGUUUGACCCAAAGGAUAUCAUGACGCAGGAUGAACUUGAUGAUUGGAAGGAGAAGCUGAGGUGUAAGAAUGCUGCAGAAGACAGCAUCUUCAACAAAUUAGGACAGAGUGGACUGAUUUCCUUUUCUGAUUACAUAUUUCUCUUAACGAUCCUGUCAACUCCACAGCGGCAGUUUCAGAUUGCAUUCCGUAUGUUCGACUUCAACGGAGAUGGCGAGGUAGAUCAUGAGGAAUUUGAGAAGGUGCAAAUGAUAAUUCGAUCACAGACCAGUGUGGGUCUACGCCACAGAGACCACUCUACGACAGGAAGUGUUGUGAAAGGUUUCAACUCAGCUCUCACCACCUACUUCUUUGGCACUGAUUCGUCAGGAAAACUGACGAUUGAUAAGUUCCUCGAGUUUCAGGCACAGCUGCAGAAGGAUGUCUUGAAGUUAGAGUUUGAUCGCUUCGAGCCUGAGGAUGGCAAAAUCAAAGAGACUGAGUUGGCCGAGGCACUGAUCACGUAUUCUGGUUUCACUGAUGUCAAGAGGACCAAGAUGUUGAAGAGAGUCAAGAGAAAGUUUAAGGAAGAUCCAAAGGGACUUGACUUUGAGGAGUAUCUGAACUUCUUCCGCUUCUUGAAGCACAUCAAUGAUGUGGACACGGCCCUUACUUUCUAUCACGUGGCUGGAGCUUCUAUCGACCAGGCCACACUAAAACAUGUAGCGAAGACCGUGGCUCACAUCACGUUGAGUGACCAUGUUGUUGAUGUUGUCUUCACUCUCUUUGAUGAAAAUGAGGACGGUGAGCUGAGUAACAAGGAGUUUGUUUCGGUGAUGAAGCACAGAUUGAUGCGAGGCCUGGAGAAACCAAAGGACACUGGUUUGUGGAAGCUUGUCGGUGCAAUGUGGAAGUGUGCAAAAUCUCAGACUCCAACAUUUUCGGAAUCGUAGUCUCAUUGGCAGUGUUACAAAACAUAACUGAAAAUCAAAUUUAAUAUAGUGCACGGUAUUGGAUGGUGAAUACAUGUUCCACAAUAAUGAAUUUGAUUAAAAUUAUUCCUAAGAAAGGUACAUAGACUAAAAAGUUGCAUUGAAUCUGAGCAGCUUGGGGAAUCUAUUUUCAUUCAACUAAUGCCUGUAUCUGAAUACUCGAGGUGUCUUUUCAAACUAUGACAUUUCUAGUUCUUGGUUGGUGCCGUUUAUAUAUGUUCUAGGCAAAUCAAAAUGGUCAUGGGGUUUUAUUAUUGAAUAACCAAUUUACAGUGAACCUGUGUUAUAUUCAGGUACACAAUGAUGGAUUAGGGGACUUAUUUUGACUUCAUACCACUCAUAUUGACUUACAAUACAUGUAAGUACCAUUUAACAUAUCAAAAUUUAAAAUGCCUAUCGGUGUCAGACAGAAAAUCUAUGAUCUAACAGAAUAAUCUAAUGUGGGUAAAAUAUACUUAUGGUAUUUAGAAAUUUCUUUAGAAAUUUAAUAAACGGACUUGAAUUAUUUCUGUGUAUGAUUAUGUUACCAGUACAAGAAGUAAAUGAAAACUGAUCCAAACACUAGCAAAUAAGUUCGACUCUUUCAUACUCGCUUCAGAUGAAAUUAUGGUAGGUCGAAUCAUUAUGUAAAACCUUCCUUUUGUGAUAUGAGUAGAAAUGUACACUAUUAUGUAUAGAUAUUAUGACUGUGAUCACAAUCAUGCUUUAAGCUACUUUAGACUAGUACUUGCUUGAGGAAGAUGCGAAGCAUAAUUACCUUAUUUCAGGUGUGGGGGUUCUGAUACUCCUCCUACAAUUGUUUGGAUUGAAGGCAGUCAAACUCUAGGGUAGUGAGUCCAUAAGAUGCUUUGCCAUGGUCUUGUUCCCUACUUAUCUGAUGGUCCAGUGAGUUUUGAUUUUCUCCUCGAUUCUGUUCUCUCGAUUUAUAUCUAUUUUUUGUAUGAUGUCAGUCAUAUAAUUUAUUGUAAGUUGGGUGAUGAAAAUGCAGAUCAGCUGAGGAAUUUGAAGUUGAUUUGGAUAUAGUGAUACUAAUGCUGAUCAUUGUAAAUACUUGUAUAGCUGACAAAUAUGUCCUAUGCUUUACACUUUUGAGAUAAAGUGUGUUGUUGUGUACAGUAUGUACAGUACAGUAGUGAGGGUAGCGAAAAGGUUGUGAAGGUGUUAACAAAUUGAUAAAAAUUCCAUAAGCUUCAGUUAAAAUUUUCCCAAUUUCGGUGUUGUGAUAUUGAGAGAAUGUUUAGGUUAUCAUAUUUCUAAGAGUAAGACUUUCGCUUUGAAAAAUGUAACAUGUACUGGUAGGUGGUAAAAUUCUUUUGUAUAACAUUCAGUAUAUUAGUAUAACACGUUUCAGGCAGUUUACUUGUGUCAUGACCUGGGUGAAUGGUGAACCAGAGCUGAAGCAAUGUUCAAUUUUGCAUGAUUGCAUGCAUCACUUGACCUUGUAUGUUAAGAUGUGUUGAGAAAACUGUGGAGUAUCACAUAGUUGUAAGGAUUGCUGUAAAUAGGCCUAUGUAUAGCUUAUUAUCUUUUCUAUGAGUUAAGUCUAUUUUGUCUGUUGUUAAUAUUGUUCCCCUUGGUCAAAUUAUGAAGUAGUAACUGGAUGAGCCAGUGCCACAUUUUUAUAUCUAUCCCAAUAUAUAUGAUUUGUUGCUUCGAGAGAUGAUAUAGUUUAUGUCCCAUGGAAGUGCAUAAAAAAUCUCUCAAUUGUUAAGUAGAGUAGAGUAGGCUUCUUUUUCUCUUAUAAUUUCGAUAUGUCCUCUAUACCUACUGCAAUAAUCUCCAUUUGCAAACUGCGAAGUAUAUAACUUUGUGGGUUAGCAAAUGACCUGUAAUAAUCCUUUCGUUGCACUUACAUAACAAUUUCAGCAAAAAUGUAUAAGAACCUACUACAUUACUCCCUGAUUUUCGAAUAUGAGAUGCAGUGCACGUUUUUCGAUAUGAAGUGUUGUUAUACUUCAGAUUUUCACGUGUAUUUGCCAAGAUAAUUUGUGGUAGGUGGGAAGGUCAUGCUCACAUGAAAACAGUACAAAAUGAGGUGAGAUGUUGUAAGAGCACUGUAUUAAAAAAGUAACAUUUUCAUGGAAAAUCUCUUAUUUUGCUUGUUAUUUAUAAGAGUAAAUCGACAAUAUCAAGGCUUCUAGGAUUUUUGAUAGUCUUCUUCAUGAGCAAUGUACUUAAAUAGUUAAAUAAAAGUAAUUUAUUAUUGAA
This is a messenger RNA of Lineus longissimus, 3926 nucleotides long. RefSeq names its product calcium uptake protein 1, mitochondrial-like. Gene Ontology annotation, biological process: calcium import into the mitochondrion; mitochondrial calcium ion homeostasis. NCBI's taxonomy places the organism in Eukaryota, Metazoa, Nemertea, Pilidiophora, Heteronemertea, Lineidae. The coding region runs from base 129 to 1679 and encodes 516 amino acids. The record is from RefSeq and is a predicted model, not a curated record. Gene Ontology annotation, molecular function: calcium ion binding. The transcript is spliced from 13 exons. Gene Ontology annotation, cellular component: uniplex complex.